AUGUUCAUGAAUAUCUUGGGAUUAAUUUAUUUAUUCCCCUUGUUAGUAUUGGCAACUCCUCCAGCGUGUUUAUUAAGUUGUAUCGCAGAAGUGUCUAGAACUUGCAGUAAUGGUAAAAUUGAUUUCAGCUGUUUAUGUAUAGAUGAAGAUUCAGUAGUUGGUUGUUUAGUUGACAUCUGUCCUUAUGGAACUUUCCUCAGCGCUAGAGAUCAUUAUCUUGGAACUUGUAUGGAACAUAGUAAACCAACUAAUUCAAAUCCUAAUCCUCCACCUCCAAUUUAUCCUCCACCAUCUCCAAGUUUUAGUUCAAUUUCUAAUAGUAUUAGUUCAAGCUUAUCAUUUCCCACUUCUAUUACAGAACUGGUUUCUUUAUCUACAUCUUUACUGGAAACUACUACUCAAAAUUAUCCAACUACAUUGAUUAUUACUACUUCAGAAUCAACUGUUUAUUCUUCAACUACUAUAAUUAGAACGAGAUAUUCAACUGGAUCAUCUACGGUUUCAAUAACUGAACCAGAGAAAACUCAACCUAUAGGAUCUUCAGUAACAACUAAAUACAAACCAACUUUCACUUCGUCAACAAUUGCACCUACAGAAACUUAUGAUGUUGACGACUGUGAUAACAAAUAUGAUGACGAUUCUGAUGAUAAUGAUUAUGACAAUAAUGAUGAUGAAGAAGAAGAAGAUAAUGAAGAUGAAGAAGAUUCAGAUUCAUAUGAUUGUGAAUGGGAAGAAACUCAAACCAUUGAUGAAAAUGGAGAAAUUAUUAUUAUCAGACGUCCAAUUAACGUGCCUGAGAAACAUCUUGAUCCCAAAAAUAAUGGAGUAACUAGAAGAGUUAUUAUUAAAAAGGCAAAUGGUAGAAAAUAUGUUCAACCAAUUGGUAAUGUCAGUUAUAGAAAUAACAAAUUGAAAAAUUCUGAUAAUAAAAGGAACCGUAAUUCAUUUUUAGGAGUUAUUACUAGAUUGAAGAAUCCAAAACUGGGAACCAUACCCGAAACUAAAGUAAAUAAGUUCAGAACUUCUUACAGAAAAGCCAAUUCAGUUGCACAACCUAAGUAUAGGAAUCAACAACAAUUAAAGUAUAGAAGUCGUCGUGCAAAAAAUAAUGAUAAUAGGUAUUAA
Messenger RNA from Scheffersomyces amazonensis, 1125 nucleotides. RefSeq names its product Ccw14p (gene CCW14). Lineage: Eukaryota; Fungi; Ascomycota; Pichiomycetes; Serinales; Debaryomycetaceae. The transcript has a single exon. The record is from RefSeq and is a predicted model, not a curated record. The coding region runs from base 1 to 1125 and encodes 374 amino acids.